This is a messenger RNA of Chionomys nivalis (European snow vole), 2079 nucleotides long. RefSeq names its product fibroblast growth factor receptor like 1 (gene Fgfrl1). The record is from RefSeq and is a predicted model, not a curated record. Lineage: Eukaryota; Metazoa; Chordata; Mammalia; Rodentia; Cricetidae. Gene Ontology annotation, molecular function: fibroblast growth factor receptor activity; fibroblast growth factor binding. Gene Ontology annotation, cellular component: plasma membrane.
AGCCCCGCAGGGAAGGACGCCUCGCGGCGCGGCGUCCCGGGCCCCUCGCCCUGCCGCCCCCCGCCCCGGCCCGCUCCUAGCCCCACCGUUUAAACGCGUGGACAGCGCGCCCCGCGCCCCAGCCCGGCCCCAGCCGCCAGCGCCCAGGUAGCGCCGCCCCGCCCAGGCCGGGCCCGGGGGCGCGGGGGGCGGGAUGCGGCGCCCGGGGCAGCGAUGACCGCGGCGCGCUACCCGCGGGCCCGGCCCUGACCCUGCUGCCUGCGGCGCACCCGCACGCCGACCCCUGUCGAGCGUCUACGCGCCUCGCUUCCUUUGCCUGGAGCUCAGCGCCGAGGGGGGCUGGACCCAGGCUCUGCGGCCGCGACCUGGGUCUUGCCGGACUGAGCCCUGAGCCGCGUCCACUCCAGCUCCCUGUGACCGCGCCCCUACUCCAGGUUCGACUGGCGAGAUGACGGGGAGCCCGGCGCUGCUGCUGCUGCUACUGCCGCCGUUGCUACUGGGGGCCCUCCCGUCGGCUGAGGCGGCGCGAGGACCCCCAAGAAUGGCAGACAAGGUGGUCCCACGGCAGGUGGCCCGCCUGGGCCGCACUGUUCGGCUGCAGUGCCCAGUGGAGGGGGACCCACCACCCUUGACCAUGUGGACCAAAGAUGGCCGCACAAUCCACAGUGGCUGGAGUCGCUUCCGUGUGCUGCCCCAGGGGCUGAAGGUGAAGGAGGUGGAGGCCGAGGAUGCGGGUGUUUAUGUGUGCAAGGCCACCAACGGCUUUGGCAGUCUCAGUGUCAACUACACUCUCAUCAUUAUGGAUGAUAUCAGUCCAAGGAAGGAGAGCCCUGGGCCAGGUGGCUCUUCUGGAGGCCAGGAGGAUCCAGCCAGCCAGCAGUGGGCACGGCCUCGCUUCACGCAGCCCUCCAAGAUGAGGCGCCGAGUGAUUGCACGGCCUGUAGGUAGUUCUGUGCGGCUCAAGUGUGUGGCCAGUGGGCACCCACGGCCAGACAUCAUGUGGAUGAAGGAUGACCAGACCUUGACACGCCCAGAGGCCAGUGAACACAGGAAGAAGAAGUGGACUCUGAGCUUGAAGAACCUGAGGCCUGAAGACAGUGGCAAGUACACGUGCCGUGUCUCCAACCGGGCAGGUACCAUCAACGCCACCUACAAAGUGGAUGUGAUCCAGCGGACCCGCUCCAAACCUGUGCUCACAGGGACGCACCCUGUGAACACGACAGUGGACUUUGGUGGGACAACAUCUUUCCAGUGCAAAGUUCGCAGUGACGUGAAGCCUGUGAUCCAGUGGCUGAAGCGGGUGGAGUACGGCUCUGAGGGCCGCCACAACUCCACUAUUGAUGUAGGUGGCCAGAAGUUUGUGGUGUUGCCCACCGGUGACGUGUGGUCACGGCCUGAUGGCUCCUACCUCAACAAACUGCUCAUUUCUCGGGCCCGCCAGGAUGAUGCUGGCAUGUACAUCUGCCUGGGUGCGAACACAAUGGGCUACAGCUUCCGUAGCGCCUUCCUCACUGUGUUACCAGACCCCAAACCUCCAGGGCCUCCUGUGGCUCCUUCAUCCUCAACCACAAGCCUGCCUUGGCCUGUGGUGAUCGGUAUCCCGGCUGGUGCUGUUUUUAUCCUGGGUACUGUGCUGCUCUGGCUUUGCCAGGCCAAGAAGAAGCCAUGUGCCCCUGCAUCUACGCUCCCUCUGCCUGGGCAUCGUCCCCCAGGGAUGUCCCGAGACCGCAGUGGGGACAAAGACUUGUCCUCGUUAGCUGUGGGCCUGUGUGAGGAACAUGGAUCCACCGUGGCUCCCCAGCACAUCUUGGCCUCUGGCUCAACUGCCGGCCCCAAGCUGUACCCCAAGCUGUACACAGAUGUGCACACACAUACGCACACACACACAUGUCACACACUCUCUCAUGUGGAGGGCAGGGUUCACCAGCACCAGCAUGUCCACUAUCAAUGCUAAAUGCAGCAAAUCUCCAAGCAUUGUGCCCUGAGGUAGGCAUAUGGGGGCCAAGGCAACAGGUUGGGAGGAUUGAAAGCAAUGGAGGAAGAGUAUCGUAGGACCCUGUAUUUGGCACUCAUGAAUUU